UGUCUGUCAAUCCACAUCGGUCAGGCGGGAGUCCAAAUGGGGAACGCCUGCUGGGAACUUUACUGCCUGGAGCACGGGAUUCAGGCGGAUGGCACCAUCCCGGGCACCCCGGCCCCUCCGAAGAGCGAGACCGAGCAAGUGGAUUCCUCUUUCGAGACCUUCUUUUGUGAGACGGCCUCCGGGAAGCACGUGCCACGGGCGGUCUUCGUGGAUCUGGAGCCCACCGUCAUCGACGAGAUCCGCACAGGGACCUACCACUCCCUCUUCCACCCGGAGCAGCUGAUCAGCGGCAAAGAAGACGCUGCCAACAACUACGCCCGGGGCCACUACACCAUUGGCAAGGAAAUCAUCGACACCGUCCUGGGCAGGAUCCGCAAAAUGGCUGACCAGUGCAGUGGUCUCCAAGGGUUCCUGGUCUUCCACAGCUUCGGUGGCGGGACGGGCUCGGGCUUCACCUCUCUCCUGAUGGAACGACUCUCCGUGGAGUACAGCAAGAAGUCCAAGCUGGAGUUCUCCGUGUAUCCCGCCCCCCAGGUCUCCACCGCCGUGGUGGAGCCUUACAACUCCAUCCUGACCACCCACACCACCCUGGAGCACUCGGACUGCUCCUUCAUGGUGGACAACGAAGCCAUCUACGACAUCUGCAACCGGAACCUGGACAUCGAACGUCCAACCUACACCAACCUCAACCGGCUGAUCGGGCAGAUUGUCUCUUCGGUGACGGCUUCCCUGAGAUUUAACGGCGCCCUGAACGUCGACCUGAUCGAGUUCCAGACCAACCUGGUGCCCUACCCCAGAAUCCACUUCCCCUUGACCACCUACGCCCCCAUCAUCUCGGCCGAAAAGGCCUACCACGAGCAGCUCUCCGUGCCGGAGAUCACCAACGCCUGCUUUGAGUUUGCCAACCAGAUGGUCAAGUGCGACCCCCGCCGGGGCAAGUACAUGGCCUGCUGCCUCUUGUACCGGGGAGACGUGGUGCCGAAGGACGUCAACGCGGCCAUCGCCGCCAUCAAGACCCGGCGCUCCAUCCAGUUCGUCGACUGGUGCCCGACCGGCUUCAAGGUGGGCAUCAACUACCAGCCGCCCACCGUGGUGCCCGGCGGAGACCUGGCCAAGGUGCAGCGGGCCGUCUGCAUGCUCAGCAACACCACGGCAAUCGCCGAGGCCUGGGCCCGGCUGGACCACAAGUUUGACCUCAUGUACGCCAAGCGGGCCUUCGUCCACUGGUACGUGGGGGAAGGCAUGGAGGAAGGGGAGUUUGCCGAAGCUCGGGAAGACCUGGCGGCUCUGGAGAAGGAUUACGAAGAGGUCGGGCGGGAUUACGCCGAUGGAGAGGAAGAGGAGGCAGAGGAAGAUUUUUAGAAUAAAAGCGCAGGCCAAAAUCUGUGUGCGCCACCAAGC
Molecule: messenger RNA, 1401 nt
Organism: Protobothrops mucrosquamatus (brown spotted pit viper)
Lineage: Eukaryota; Metazoa; Chordata; Lepidosauria; Squamata; Viperidae
Product: tubulin alpha-3 chain
Exons: 3
Coding region: 37-1362 (441 amino acids)
Biological process (GO): mitotic cell cycle; microtubule cytoskeleton organization
Cellular component (GO): microtubule; cytoplasm
Molecular function (GO): GTP binding; structural constituent of cytoskeleton
Source: RefSeq, a predicted model, not a curated record